Girardinichthys multiradiatus is the source of this 3851-nucleotide messenger RNA. Its product is annotated as RNA-binding protein Musashi homolog 1-like. Gene Ontology annotation, cellular component: cytoplasm. The record is from RefSeq and is a predicted model, not a curated record. Gene Ontology annotation, molecular function: RNA binding. Lineage: Eukaryota; Metazoa; Chordata; Actinopteri; Cyprinodontiformes; Goodeidae. The transcript is spliced from 14 exons. Bases 101 to 1153 code for a protein of 350 amino acids.
GAGCCUGCCCGCCCCUGAGUCUGGAGCAGCAGCAGCGGUGGAAGCCUCACUGCCUCUCCUCGCCUCACCAGUGCGGGAACCACAGCAGCAGGAGAGCAGAAUGGACACGGAAGGGAGCCAGAGCAGCCUGUCCUCCGGCACGGACAACUCCCCCCACGACCCCUGCAAAAUGUUCAUCGGGGGUCUGAGUUGGCAGACAACACAAGAGGGCUUGAGGGAGUACUUCUGCAAAUUUGGCGAGGUGAAGGAGUGCAUGGUGAUGCGGGAUCCCGUCACCAAGCGGUCGAGGGGGUUCGGCUUCGUCACAUACGCAGAUCAGGACGGCGUGGAAAAGGUUUUGGCUCAAAACAGACACGAAUUGGAUUCCAAAACGAUCGACCCAAAGGUGGCGUUUCCCCGCCGGGCUCAGCCUAAGCUUGUCACCAGGACAAAGAAAAUCUUUGUUGGAGGGCUUUCAGUCAAUACAACCAUCGAAGAUGUGAAGCAAUACUUUGAUCAGUUUGGAAAGGUCGAUGAUGCUAUGCUCAUGUUCGACAAAACAACCAACAGACAUAGAGGUUUUGGCUUUGUCACUUUUGAGAAUGAAGACGUGGUUGAGAAAGUUUGUGAGAUCCAUUUCCACGAGAUCAACAACAAAAUGGUGGAGUGUAAGAAAGCCCAGCCCAAAGAAGUAAUGACACCAACAGGCUCCGCCAGGGGGCGCUCCAGGGUGAUGCCCUAUGGGAUGGACACCUUCAUGCUGGGGAUUGGCAUGUUAGGCUACCCUGGUUUCCAGACUACUACCUACACCAGCCGCAGUUACACUGGAAUUGCCCCUGGAUACACCUACCAGUUCCCAGAAUUCCACUUAGAGCGGACCCCCCUUCUGACAUCAUCCCACCCCCCUGAGCUGACAGCCAUUCCCCUCACUGCAUAUGGACCAAUGGCAGCAGCGGCAGCAGCAGCAGUGGUCAGAGGCUCCACCCCAUCACGCACAGCUGGCUUCCUGGGCACCAGCAGCCCCGGACCAAUGGCUGACUUGUACGCUGCAGCCAACCAAGACUCAGGAGUCAGCAGCUACAUCAGUGCCGCUAGCCCCGCCCCCAGCACAGGGUUUGGUCAUGGUCUAGGGGGUCCUCUGAUUGCCACUGCAUUUACUAAUGGCUACCACUGAGGAGGCACAGGUCACAGAGGAUUGGAGGGCUCCUCCUCUGUCUGCUGUUGUGCUAAUCAGAACGCUGUCUGCCCUUUGACGGCACAAUCUGAUUGGCUGGUCAUGGAUCUCCAGCCCGCUCUCCUGGCACCAUGUGGCUCCACCCACCGACUGAAGAUCUUUUUAAAACCAGAACUCUUGUUUUGCUGUACUAAUCUCACUUCAACACUUCCUCAGUUCUUCUCUUUUUUUUUGUCCUCAUGUAGUGCAACAACUAGUACCCGCCCACCCCACCACCUUUCUUCCUCAGUUAUCCAUUUCUUUCUUCUAUUGAAGCUGAGAGGAGAAAACUGCAAAAAUAUGUAUGAGAAGCCGAUGGAGUAGGACAACGAGGAACUGUUUUGAUUAUUUUUUAUGAUUUUAUUAUAAUGUGACGUGUUAUUUUAUUAUGAAAUCUUUCAAAGCUGUUACUGAUGUGAUAAAAAAAAAAAAAAACGUGAUAUGGGGGCAUUUUUAACAAAGGAAGAGCAAACCCAACAAAAAGUCCUUUUUUACGCUGCAACUGUCACUGAAAACACAGAUGAUGAAAAAAACAAAAAUGUAUAUUUUGGUAGUCUUGAAAAACAAAAACCUUUGUAAUAUUGUUAUUAAUAUUGACAUAAUAAUGAUAAUCUGUAAGGUAUUUUAUUCUGUAAUUGGUUUUAAAGCAAUGUUUUUAUGUCUUCCUGUAAGAUAUUGUACAUAGAGGCGGGGUGGGAUGGAGGGGAUUCUCAUUGGUUGGUUUUGACUGGAUGUCAUAUGCUACUGUCUGCGAGCAUCUCACUACUUUAACAGUAUGCAUAUGGUUAAAUGUGCACACUGUGGGUCAGUCUGCUCUUGUGUCACUUCAGUGCAUUGCUGAAAUGUGCAUUUUCAGGAGUUUGUGUGGUAUUUUUGCUCCGUUAAUCGACCAAAUUAUAUCGUUUUCUGCUUUACUUCCUUAAGAUGCAAGAUUGACUCUAGCAAGAUCAUGCAACUUAAGUUAAACACAACAGACUUAAGGAAGAAUAAUCACCCGAAAACAGGAGAAGGUGCAGUGCAGAGCUGUUCUUUUCAGUACAUUUUCAGGAUCUUAUCUUCUGGCCUGUUUUCUCAAAUUCGUCCCUUUUUCUGGAUAUAGCUCCUGAAAAAUACAAGAACGACUCUUGCAUCUUUAUGCGACCUGUUCCAGGCACGUAAAAUGGACUUAAUGAUAAAUAGUAACCUUAAAGAAGGAGAAAAUGCAUGGCAGCAGUUUGCUAUCAAGUAAAUUUUUAGGAUCAUGUCUGGCAUAUUUGUUCUUUUAAUCAUGAAAGUCACCCCCUUUUUAUUGCUUUACUCCUUCAAAAAUGCAAGCUAGACCUCUGCAUCUUCAUGUGACUCAUCUUAGAUAAACAAAAUCGACUUAUGAAGGAGUACAAUAACUGUAGAGAAUGCAUUGCAGCUGUCUAUUAUUCAAGACUUUGCGCAUAUUUGCAAAGUUAGUUAACAAAGUCAUCCCCUUUUUACUUUGUUUUUCCAAAAAUGCAAGUUGCAUCACUUGCAUCUUCAUGCUACCUGUUUCUGCUAAACAUAACGGACUUAUGGAAGAAUAACAACCUUAAAGCAGGAGAAAUUAGGGAUUCACAGGAAUGGGGUUUGGCUUCACUUCCUCUUUUUGAAAGUAUAUAUAUAUUUUUUUGAGCGGUUCUCUUAAUGUUUCUGUUUUGUUGCUCUCUUACUGAAAUACAUGUUUCUUUUAUGCGGUGUUGUCCACCGUGAAGACAAAUGAAGGACAUUCUCAGAGAACGCAGUUGUAAAAAAAGGAAAAAAAAAAAAUCACAAUCUUGUUCUGUCCUCUUAUCACUGUUUGAAAGUGCAUGUGGUUACAUCUGAGCGUGUGUGAGUCCGUGUUUGUGUGCAUACAUUCAGAGUGUAAUAUGGAACUACUUUUGGCAGCGAAGGAGCAUUUUUAUUGCCUUUUUUCUUUGGUACUGAAAAAAAGAGGUCACCCUGUUCCAUUUUGGCCCGCCUGCAUUUCUCCUAAAUCUGUGCUUCUCUGGAACCAACAUAUUAUUGUUUAUUAUAAGGUUGCUGCUCCAUGUGGAGGUGAACAGGCGGAACCAGAGCAGGGAACCAGAAAUGGAACAGGGUCACUCCCCCAGUCUGUUCUGAUACAGGAGCUCAGUACAAGAUGACUCUGGCUGGCAGGAAAUCCAGAAGAAGCAGAUUUUCAAACACAAGCUGCCUGCCUGUUCAGUCUUCUUUUUCUGACGUAGAAAACUUUCCUGUUGCGGCCUGUAGCUCCCCUGUCAGGCUGGGAUGUGGUUUAAAAAAAAUAAAUAAAUAGAAACUACUGCUGGACACCAACACUGUAACUUUUUAAACUUACAAUAAAGCAAUAAGUUAUUUUUUACCUUACAAAUGAAAAUAGUACUAUUAUUGGUAAUAGCAGACAAGAAGUGGAAAAUUCUGCGGCAUUAAGACUUAUUUUCUGGAAAAAAUAAACUAUAUUUUUCUGUUUUGAGAUGUUUUCCCCCUUGUAUAUUGCUUUUAAAGAUGCUUGUUGUUUUGAUGAUGUAUGGAAAAAGGCCAAUUUUUGGAGUGGAUCUCUGUGUGGGAUCGGGUAAAGAUUCUGACUGUCCCUCGCCAAGUUUUCCUUUUUUAUUUUUCUUUUCUGACAAUUUCAAUUUGAAGUUCCUAAUAAAUUAUUCUAAAGCAA